AUGCUGCACAGCCCGGCGGCCGCCUGGCGCGACCUGCCGGCCACCACGCCGGAGCCGCCCGCCAAGAGCCGCUUCGACAUCGAGUCCCUGCUGGCCAGGCCGGGCCCGGCCCGCCGGAGCCCGCUGCCGCCCGCCGCCUGGCCCGCCCCGCGCCUCGCCUGCGCCCUCGGGCCGCUGCCCUGCCCCGCCGUCUACCUGGCCGAGCCGCCCGCGGCCUUCCUGGCGCCGCCUCGCCCCUGCGCCCAGCCCCACUGCAAGAGGCCAGGCCUGGAGAUUUCUCCAUGUGCAGCAGCUGCCCACUCCCUGGGGGCACCCCUCGCGUGGCGUUCAGGGGGUCCCUGCAAGAUGAAGAGGGUCCGUACCGUCUUUACGCCGGAGCAGCUGGAGCGCCUGGAGAAGGAAUUCCUCAAGCAGCAGUAUAUGGUGGGCACUGAGCGCGUGGACCUGGCUGCCACUCUGCGCCUCACGGAGACGCAGGUGAAGGUCUGGUUCCAGAACAGGAGAAUUAAGUGGCGGAAGCAGAGCUUGGAGCAGAAGGCCGCAAAGCUCUCUCAGUUUGGGGCAACGCAGCUGAUGCCUGCUGAACGGUCUGAGGAACAGGACAGUGGAGAAGACCCCGUGGAAGUAGAGGUCUAG
Eublepharis macularius is the source of this 636-nucleotide messenger RNA. RefSeq names its product homeobox protein not2-like. The record is from RefSeq and is a predicted model, not a curated record. Gene Ontology annotation, molecular function: DNA binding; DNA-binding transcription factor activity, RNA polymerase II-specific. NCBI's taxonomy places the organism in Eukaryota, Metazoa, Chordata, Lepidosauria, Squamata, Eublepharidae. The transcript has 3 exons. Gene Ontology annotation, biological process: central nervous system development; neuron differentiation; regulation of DNA-templated transcription. The coding region runs from base 1 to 636 and encodes 211 amino acids.